AUGGCCACCAGGGAUUUGGUGAUAGGAGUUUUGUUCUUAUCACAAACCGUAUUUGGGAUCUGGGGGAAUUGCUCUCUUUGUUAUCAUUAUAUCUUCUGUUACUUCACUGGAUGCAGGGUAAGGUCCACGGGCUUGAUUCUCAGGCACCUAACUGUAGCCAACUCCUUAGUCAUCACCUUUAAAGGAGUUCCCCAGACAAUGGAAGCUUUUGGGUUGGAGAUUUCCCUCAAUGAUUUUGCAUGCAAACUUGUUUUGUACGUUCCCAGGGUGGGCAGGGGUGUGUCCCUUGGCACCACUUGUCUCCUGAGUGUCGUCCAGGCCUUCACCAUCAGUCCUCGAAACUCCAGGUGGGGAGAGCUUAAAGUCCAAGUUCUCAAAUGCACUGGUCCCUACAUUAUCCUGUGCUGGAUCCUGUACAUGCUGGUAAAUAUCAUUUUUCCUCUUUAUGUGACCAGUAAGUGGAAUAACAAAACCAUCACCAAGGAAAAAGAUUUGGGAUACUGUUAUGGGAUGUGGACUAACAAAAGCACACAAUCACUCCUUGCAGCAGUUUUAACUGCUCCUGAUGUUGUGUGUUUGGGGCUCAUGCUCUGGGCCAGCAUCUCCGUGGUUUUCACCCUCUACAGGCAUAAGCAGCGAGUCCAAUACAUUCACAGGAACAACAUCUCCCCCAGAUCCUCUCCUGAGACCAGAGCCAUGCAAAGCACCCUUGUUCUGGUGAGCACCUUUAUAUCUUUUUACACCCUCUCCUCCAUCUUUUCGGUUUGCUUGGCUCUUUCUGAUCAUCCUAGCUGGUGGCUGCUAAACAUCACUGCUAUGUUUGCCUUAUGCUUCCCAUCAGUCAGCCCCUUUCUUUUGAUUCAUGAUGCCAGAGGACUCAGGCUCUUUUCUGCCUGCUGCAAAAGGAACACCCACUUCCCUAAACUGUUUAGAUAG
Diceros bicornis minor is the source of this 936-nucleotide messenger RNA. RefSeq names its product vomeronasal type-1 receptor 4-like. Gene Ontology annotation, cellular component: membrane. Gene Ontology annotation, biological process: G protein-coupled receptor signaling pathway. The record is from RefSeq and is a predicted model, not a curated record. Bases 1 to 936 code for a protein of 311 amino acids. Gene Ontology annotation, molecular function: pheromone receptor activity. The transcript has a single exon. Lineage: Eukaryota; Metazoa; Chordata; Mammalia; Perissodactyla; Rhinocerotidae.